CCAAUUGACUAGUAAUGCUAGCCGGUUUUUCAGGGUUUCAUUCUCCUAUUUGACUGGGACUUGGAAUAUUAGGGCUAGAACAUCCACAUUGUUAGUGUAGGUCCUCUUACUAAAUGGAGAAGGUAAGCAAGCGCCUGCACUUCUCAGCACUACUUCUCUGCUUGAUCAAGGUCAUGUCGUCUGCAUGUAAACUCGUCCAUGCAACAGAUACUCUCCUUCCAGGCCAAUCUCUGAGUGGUAACCAGACCAUACUGUCAAAACAUGGUGCUUUCAAGUUGGGUUUCAAUUGCCUAUCCCCUCCAUGUUAUUUAGACUCUCCCUUUGGCAUAUGGUACAUUAACUCAUCAACUUGUAGCCCUCUUCUAGUUUGGGUGCCUGUUGGAGAUCUCCACGUGGUUAACCCUUGGUCCUGGUCAUUUAACCUCUCAGAAUCUGGAAACUUACACCUAACUGAUGGUGGUUUACCUAUUUGGUCAUCGAGUGGUAUGAAGAGUACAUAUAGUUCUGCACUUGCAAUACUUCUUGACAAUGGAAAUCUCAUUAUAAGAGAUCAAGUGAAUAGUUCCAUAGUGUUUUGGCAAAGCUUCGAUAACCCAAUUGGUACAGUGUUGCCUGGAGGGUGGCUGGGAUUUAGUAAGAUCACUGGACUGAAUACUUCCCUUGUUUCCCAUUCAAGUUUGGGUGGAUAUAUUCUGAAGAUAAAUGCAAGCCAAAGUAGAGGGUUUGUCGUCCAGAAUAAUUAUUCAGAGAGUUUCAGGUAUUCUGGCACUUUUCCAAGCUGGAUGGGCAUUCAAGAAGAUGGAGACUCUUAUCUCUCGUUCGAUAACACAGAUGUAUAUGUAAAGUUGGAUGCUGAGGGUACUGUUAGUGCUGCUAAACUAGGGGGCUGUGGCUCUGUGCUGUGGUCUGCUCCAGAUAGUCAGUGCGGCUUACAUUCAUGCUGUGGCCCAAACAGUAUUUGCUUAGUGAGUCGAUUUCACCGCCCUGAGUGCGAAUGCUACGAUGGUACCACUGCAGGCUGUUCGAUGGUACCGUCCUUAAAUUGUCAAUCUAGUGGUCCCGUUUCUUUCUAUCCGAUAUACGGAGUCUAUAAGUUUCCUGAGAAUCCAUGGUCAAUAGAACUCAUAGGCACCAGAAACUGUGAAGCUCUUUGUUUCAGUGACUGUUCCUGUACUUGUUAUGCUUUCAACGGAACAUGCUUACUGUGGUAUGGGGAGCUGAAGAACACGUUACUGCUUGAUUAUGGUUCAAAUUUUUAUCCUAUGAUUGAUCAAACAGAAAUUUUAUAUCCUAUGUAUGUUCGUUUGACCAACCAAGAAAAAUCGGGUUCCAAGAUUGAAAUCGUUCUAACAGUGGUAGGUGUGUUAGCGGCAGUGCUCAUCCUUACGUGUCUGGCUCUUUUGCUGGAAAGCCAAAAAAAGUUAUUCAUGGAUAGACCAGUGGAUUCCAAUAGCAGCCUCAGGAUAUUCUCCAAUGCGCAAUUAAAAAAGGUAACGGGCAGUUUCUCUGAAAAACUUGGAGAAGGAGGUUUCGGCUGUGUUUUCAAGGGGACACUUCCAGGGUCUUCUGUGGUGGCUGUCAAAAAGCUAGAAGACAUUAGACAAGGGGAGAAGCAAUUCCGAGCAGAAGUGCAGACCAUUGGAAUGAUACAGCAUAUUAAUCUUGUCCGUUUAUUUGGGUUCUGUGCUGAAGGAAGUAAAAGGUUGCUGGUAUACGAGUAUAUGGAGAAUGGAUCAUUGAAUUCUCAUCUGUUUUCGAAGAGUUCUGCAAAACUAGUCUGGGAGCUCCGGUACCGUAUAGCACUUGGAACUGCAAGAGGCUUGGCUUAUCUGCAUGAGGAAUGCAAGGAUUGCAUUAUACACUGUGACAUGAAGCCGGAUAAUGUACUUCUUGAUGCAGAGUUCUGUCCAAAGAUUGCAGACUUCGGUAUGGCAAAGCUCCUUGGUCGAGAUUUCAGCAGGGCACUGACAACAAUGCGAGGGACCAUCGGAUAUCUUGCGCCAGAGUGGAUCUCAGGGUUGCCGAUCACACAUAAGGCUGAUGUCUACAGCUAUGGAAUGAUGCUUCUUGAAAUCAUAUCAGGGCGAAGAAAUGCAGAGAAAAUUAAGGAAGGGAAGUUUACUUACUUUCCCAUCUUUGCUGCGGUCAAGGUGAAUGAAGGAGAUGUUAUGUGCCUGUUGGAUAGUAGUUUGGAGGGCGAUGGCGAUGUAGAGCAGCUUACCAGAGCUUGCAGGAUUGCAUGCUGGUGCAUUCAAGAUGCUGAGGAUCAGAGGCCGAUGAUGGGGCAAGUUGUUCACAUGCUAGAGGGUGUCAUGGAUGUCGAAGUACCUCUGAUUCCGAGGGCACUGCUUAGGUUUGUGGGCAUGGAGGAUUGCACUCGCUCAACAGACUUUUAUACUCUCUGAAAGACAAAGCUUUGAAUAAGUAUUCAGAGCUCAUUUCUCUUUUGUAUUAUCUAAAUAGCACUUCUCCCUUAUUUACCUUGGAUCUGAAUUGUAAUCUCCCUGUCCUUAAAGACUUGUGAUAUCUUACCUCUUUCUCCGCUGUCAGGACGGUUUGUCCAUGCAUAUUCUGAACAUACAGAACUGUAAAUCCUAUAUAUUGGUCUGAAACUGAGACAAAGAUACGAGGUGAAUGAA
Molecule: messenger RNA, 2639 nt
Organism: Brachypodium distachyon (stiff brome)
Lineage: Eukaryota; Viridiplantae; Streptophyta; Magnoliopsida; Poales; Poaceae
Product: G-type lectin S-receptor-like serine/threonine-protein kinase At2g19130
Exons: 1
Coding region: 114-2405 (763 amino acids)
Biological process (GO): protein phosphorylation
Molecular function (GO): protein serine/threonine kinase activity; ATP binding
Source: RefSeq, a predicted model, not a curated record